CAGUCGAGAGAGGGGGCGAGGACACAGAGGGACAGAGAAAGGGGGAGAGAAAGAAAGAAAAGAGCCUGUGCGUGUUCUCACAGGCGGAGUUUUGUUCUUGCGCACCGUUGGAAUUCACUGUCUCUUUAUUUUUUCCUCGGGAUUUUUUUGAGGAGACCGAAGGAGCAAGAACGCGCCGUCAGCGAGCAGAUGUUAUAGCUGGUCUAUCCCUGUUUCCAGCCUGACAAUCGAGCGUAUCAUCUUCCAAAAUGUGGCAGCCUGCGUCGGAGCGAUUGCAGCAUUUACAGACCAUGCUAAAGACCAAACUCAACGUGCUGACGCUCUGGAAGGAUCCGCUGCCUACAGUGAUCUUUCAUGAGCCAGAAGCCAUCGAGCUGUGCUCCACCACACCUCAUACGAAGAACCGCACACACACAGGAUACAAGGUGACCUACCUUGGCAAGGUGACGAUUUCCGGCACUCACUUCCUGUCCGGCUGCACCGAGUCAGCUGUGGUGGGAUUAUGGGACACCAAGCGGACAUCAGUGGCCCACGAUGACUCCAUCACCUCUAGCAACGGCAUACUGGAAAUCCGUCCGUUCCAGGUACGACUGCAUCACCUGGACGGCCGGGGCGAGACCACGGUGGCCAUGGACACCUUCCAGGUGGCUCGCAUCGCGUACUGCACGGCGGAUCACAACGUCAGCCCCAACGUCUUCGCCUGGAUCUACCGGCAAAUCAACGACGAUCUGACCUUCCAGAUGGACUGCCACGCCGUGGAGUGCGAGAGUAAACUGGAGGCCAAAAAACUGGCGCACUCCAUGAUGGAAGCCUUUAAGAAAACCUUCCACAGCAUGCACAGCGACGGACGCAUCCACAAGAGCAGCUCGUCCGACGAGUUCCCCGAAGAGGCCAGCACACCCGACGACGGCUGAGGGACCCCCGGGGCUUGGGAACGGCUCUUUACGUCUUUGUGCCAUAAUAGAAUAUGCAGAAAAAUAACCACAACAAAAAGAGAACGCAAAUGGAAAUUCAAACCACAAACCAAGAAACUAGCCUGCCUUUUUUCCAUCUCGGCUGCCAGACAGUUCGUGCCCGUUUUACUAAAGCAUUCACACUCCCUCUUGAAAGCUGCUGGUUUUGAUAUGGCGCGUGUGAAUUGGCAAGAACUCGUUACACGUUCACCUGUUAUGUUACUUUCGUUUUGCUGAUCAAAACCUUUGGACCUGGGAGUUCCUGAUGUGCGUGCCGAAAUCUUUUAUGUCGUUUUUUAGAUAACGCAGAGGUGUGUUUCCUCUGCUAAGUAGAGUUUUAGAGAGAUAAAAAAGAUAUUUAUGGCGGGCAGCCAGCCUAGGGCAUUUCUUCACCUUUAUCAGGCCAUAGAAGUGUAAUUAUAGGGACCAUGCAUUGAUUUCAGUUUUUCUUUUGUUUGUUUGUUUUUUAAGAUACCAAAAGUCAGUGUGCGAUCUAGGGUUUGUUUGUGCAGCUCAUGAGCCUUUGAUUAACUAUGGAAUGGGUUCUCUACUACAAGCUCAGCGUGCUUGUGUGUCCGGUGUAAUGUAGUGCGUUUGUGUGCGUGAGGUGUUUUCCAACAAAAAAUACUAGCGCUUUUGGGUUAAAUGAGAUUUUGAAAGCAAGACAUUCCAGAUGCAUCUGUAUCUUAAAGCCAUAGUUCACCUAAAAUGAAUAUGCUUUCAUAAUUUACUCAACAUCAUGUCGUUCCAAACCUGUAUGAGCAAAAGAAGACAUUUUGAAGAGUGUUGGUAACAAACAGUAGCGGUAGCCAUCGACUUCCACAGUAUAGAAAAAAAUACUAUUCAAGUCAUUUGUUAAGUGCAGCUGUUUGGUUACCAACAUUCCCCAAAUGUUCUUCUUUUGUGUUAAACAGAAUAAAGAGACUUUGCUUUUCAUUUUUUAGUGAACUAUUAUUUCUUUAACUUCUGCACCAUGCAGAUUUAGCUCGGUUUGAAGUGGCUAAAGUGUGAGCUGUGCUUGAUACAUUGCUACGCUAUUUAUAGUAGACCUUUUUGAUCCAAAAUUUGACCGCACCUAUUGUUCACGAUCGUAAAAAGUUACUUGCGAUAGGUGUUUUGAAACAAUGCUUCUUGAAACUUUUUUUUUGUUGUUGUUUUCGAAUCACUGUAAGAAACUCACUAAAUCAUGUGAUUUCAGUAAAUGAGGUUUGCGAUGUCGAACUGUUUCGAAAAAAAAUCAGAUGCUGUGGAUCUAGUGAAACUAAUAAUAUUACUGAAUUGCUUCUAAUUGACCUAGAUUGCCUAGCACCUGCCUAAUGAAGCAAAAACAAGGACUACAAAUUAAUAAAACACAUAUUUCAAAGAUCCUUCAUAUGUAAUUAUUUGUAGAUUACCUUUAAUAGAUUACACUUUCAUGAAAAUAUUUGCUGUUGGUUUAUAAAAGGUGGUGUUAUGCAUGUUUGGGCUGAGGUUUUGUUACACUUACACCUCUUUGACCAGCAGGUGCCGCCAGGCUGUGGAGAUUUUGUGUGUUCUGAAACAGUAAAUGAUUUUAUGAAACAAAUGAUUCAGUUGAUUCCGAGCUUCAAAAAGCGUUGUUUCUCCCAUCGCGAACAGAUCUUCUUAUCUGUCCUUCGUUCACGUACAGGGUGUUGGGACGUCUUUCUGGUGGAUUUGGAGAGAACUGUGUUACUGUUUUGUGCAGGGAGAGGGAGGACCCCAAAAGCAGAGCUGCCCCAUAGAGUGCCUGUCUCUCCCCAUGCUGAAUGUAUGAAGUCUCUUGUGCUGCAAGCGCUAUAUAUGUACUGGUACUGAAAGCCUUUUUUGAUUAUUAUUAUUAUUAUUAUUUUAGAUUUUUUUUUUUUUUAAAUAUACAUUUGUAUCUGCAGGUAAUUUGGAAGCUGUAUAGUGGUUUAGAGUCACUCUUUGUACAAGAGCACAUGUGCAUGCGAGAUUUUACACGUGGCUCCACUCACCUGUGAAAACCCUGUCAUGGGAUGAUGGAUUGUGGAGCAUCGAGCAGAUGAAUAAACCGACUCUAUUUUGAAUUCCGAUUUGGAAUCGGAUUCUAAUUGGGAUUUGGAUUCUAUUGGAGUGCAUCUGGCAGUGACAUUUAUAAAUCUAAAGAAAUAUAUAUAAAAGUUAUAUAGCUACAGUAUAUUUGAAAAAAUAAUAAUUUGAUAAGCUUGUGUAAAUACAAAUGUAUCCAUUUUUUUCUUCUUCUUUUAAAUACUGCAUUAAAUGUUUGAUAUUUUGAAUAAAGUGGCAAGCACCAUUGAAGAAAUCAGUAUUACGGCCAGCUGUGAAUUUGGCUCGGGAGCGGAGGGCAGCCUUCAUUGUGAGUGAUGAAAUGUCAGAAGAGAAUGAAGAAGAGUGUCUUGUUGUUGUUGUUGCUGUUUUUUAAUUUGUAAAAUUGCAGAAGAACAUUCUCUCUACGUACAUGUCUUAAUGGCUCAGACUCGCUUUAAUGUUUUGAAAUGUUACCAUAUGUGUUUUUUAUGCUGUAAAAAGAUACAGUCAUAUAUAAACUAUUUACCAAGCUA
Messenger RNA from Cyprinus carpio (common carp), 3496 nucleotides. RefSeq names its product PTB-containing, cubilin and LRP1-interacting protein-like. Gene Ontology annotation, biological process: regulation of mitochondrial membrane potential; regulation of cell population proliferation; negative regulation of insulin receptor signaling pathway. Gene Ontology annotation, cellular component: cytoplasm. The record is from RefSeq and is a predicted model, not a curated record. NCBI's taxonomy places the organism in Eukaryota, Metazoa, Chordata, Actinopteri, Cypriniformes, Cyprinidae.